Molecule: messenger RNA, 2113 nt
Organism: Psylliodes chrysocephalus
Lineage: Eukaryota; Metazoa; Arthropoda; Insecta; Coleoptera; Chrysomelidae
Source: the annotation of a GenBank genome assembly
AUCUUUGUCAGACGUGCAAACAGACCCGGAAGUUUUUUUGAAAAAACAAUGAGUUUUAACUGUAGAGAAGACGGUUUAGGAGAACUAUUAUUCAAAUGUUUACAGAAAUAUGGUAAAAAAGUAUUACAGUUUUUAGAUGACACAAAUGACGUUAACACAUUCUCGGAUAUUCUAACGAAAAGUGUCAGGACAGCAAUUAAACUUAAACAAGAUGGAAUUAGUCGAGGUGAUAUUGUUUCCAGCUGUACCCACAAUCACAAAAACUCUAUCAUCCCUUUCAUUGCUACACAGUUUUUAGGCGCAAUUUCAGCAACUUUUGAUGAAAAUCUACCCCAAUUGGAUACUGUACACUUAUUAAAACUAGUUCAACCCAAGAUCCUGUUUGUUUCCGAAAAUAGCCUAGAAUUUAUGGAAAAAUGUGUACAUAAAGCAAAUAUUAAUACAAAGUUAGUAGUAUUUGGCGUUAGUAAAGAAUAUACUGAAUUUUCGAAAUACGUGGAACCUUGCCAUGAAGAAGAAAAAUUUUGUCCAGUUCAAAUUGAAAACCAAAAAGAUACAGCGGUGAUUGUUUUUAGUAGUGGCACAACUGGUUUACCUAAAGGAAUUUGUUUGCAUCACACACCUUUAAAAAAUAUAACUAAUCUAGUUACUACUCUAGAUGAAGAAGAUGUGAUAUUAUAUUAUGCCUCGCUUUAUUGGAUUGGUGGUAUAAAUGUUUUAAUCAAAGUUAUAACUAGUGGAUGCUCGUGGGUCAUUUGCAAACGAUAUGAUCCAGCUUAUUCGUGGAAUCUUAUUGAAAAAUAUAAGAUUACGUUUAAGUUCCUACCAUCUUAUGACGCCAAAGAUUUUUUAGACCACAAACCAAAAAACGUUGAUACAAGUAGUUUAAAAGUAUUUAUAACUGGAGCAUGUGCUGUCUCGCAGAAAUUAAUGAAAAGUCUGAUAGAAGCUCUACCUCAAACUAGAAUUAUUCAAAAUUAUGGUAUCACUGAAACAUUAAUUUUCACUUCGUUUAAUCCAAUGAGUGAUGAGGAAUAUAAAAUACAACUUUUAAAACCAACGUCUUGUGGCAAAGUUGUUUCUAAUUUUAAGUGGAAGGUUGUAGAUAUUAACACCGAAAAACUUCUUGGUCCAAACGAAAAAGGUGAAAUCAGAGUCAAAAGUAAAUAUAUGAUGACAGGAUACUACAAAAUGGAUUAUUCGGCUGCCUUCGACAUAGAUGGAUAUUUCAAAACUGGAGAUUUAGCUUAUUAUGAUGAAGAUGAGUGUUUUUACAUUGUUGGUAGAAUAAAAGAAAUAUUUAAAUACAGGGGAUGGCACAUUAUUCCUACAAUAAUCGAAGAAGUACUAACAUCGCACCCUGCAGUAAAAGAAGCUGCAGUAGUUGGAGUACCACAUGAAAUUGAUGUAGCUCAUCCAAUGGGAAUUGUAGUACUAAAUAAGGGAUAUGAUCAUAUAAAAACAGCUACUAUUGUUAAUUUUGUUAAUGAGAGAGUUUCUGAAAUCCAGAAGUUAAGGGCUGGUGUUAUGAUUGUGAACAAUAUUCCAAAAACUACAACUGGAAAAAUAAAUGCUCGGUUAUUACACGAGAUUGUUUCUAAUAAUUUUAUCCAGUAAUAUUAUUUAAUAAUAAUCUCAGUAAAAUAAUUACAAUCGAAAAGUGGGGUAAAUAUAAUAAUUAUUUUUUUAAAUGUAAAAUAAGUAAAAUUUGUCAGAAACUACCUCUUUAAUAGAAACCUUACUUAAGGCGCAUUAUACUUGUUUUUUCAUGAGAUCUUGAGGUAUACUAUUUUCACAUUACAGCUUAGCCAUUAAAAAUGUUUUUUGCAUCCGAACUUUGUGAAUACUUGUCUUGUCUUAUUUAUAAUGAAUAAGUAGACUAUAAGUGAUUUAUAACAGUGAGAUGAGGUAGGUAGGUAAAGGCACCAAACCUAGGAUUAGGUUUAAAAUUAAUACGACUCUUGCCACCUGUUGCGUCGUUGUAGACGAAUUUAUAAAUAAUUUAUAGGAUAUGUAGUAUUAAUUAUGUUAUACCUAAAAAAGGGAUUAACUUAGGUUCGGUGCAUUUAUUUACCUACAUUUUAUUGUAUUUGGUUUACUACACGACUCAAAU